GGUCCUUUUCGACCAGGUGCUUCUCCGGGAAAGAUGGCGGCCGCCGCGCGGCUGGGGCCGGCAGGGGAGGAGCUGGCCUUACUAGAGAAGGCGCUGGGCCUGCAGAGCGGGAACAAGUACGGCGCCCAGGGGGAGCGGCAGAUUCCUAUUCUGCAGACAAACAGUGGUCCUGGUCUCACAGGAUUAAUUACCAUAGCAUCACACUUAGUUAAACAGGCUAAGAAAGAGCAACUGCUUGGAAGUUCUGCAGAGGAGAAAGCUGUGGUUCAUCAGUGGUUGGAAUACAGAGUGACUCAAGUAGGCAGACAGUCUAGUCGAGAGGAUACAAGAACAGUUCUGAAGGAUCUUAAUGCACACCUUGAAGAUAAAGUGUACCUUGCAGGAAACAGUUUUACCUUAGCAGAUAUUUUGAUGUACUACGGAUUGCAUCAUGUCAUGGUGGACCUCACUGUGCAAGAAAAGGAGAUUUACCUUAAUGUAUCUCGCUGGUUCAACCACAUUCAGCAUUAUCCGGGUGUCCGACAACAUCUGACUAAUGUCAUCUUCAUCAAGAACAGAUUAUAUACUAGUGCUCAUUAAGGAGAAUUUUAAUGCUGUGUCAGAGUGGUAUUUGGGAGUCUAGAAGUUACAUUGUCCAAAACCACUGCCUUGCAAAUACUGGUUUGUAACCUUCCAUAUGUGAACCAAAACUGGUGAUGCCUCAAGUAAUACAGUUCCAUUGAAUUGUUAUUGUUUGUUCAAGAAUUUGAACUAGGUACAGAAUUUUAUCAUGUAUCUGAUUAAAUGCAACAAUGACAGAAAGAUGGGAAUUGAGUUUUAAUUCACUAUUUUUUAAAGAUGAAAUGUUCUUUUAGUUAAGCAUUCAACCGUAAUUACGUGGUCUUUGUAGGAGAGAAUUACGUAUUUUCCUUUGACUCCACACUCAUUUUACUAUUUAUUGAGUUUCUGCGUACGUCCCUCUUUUCAUUUUAUUUUCCAUGAAUGUUUACGCUAGUUUUGUAAAAGUUAAGAGCUAUAUUGUGUGCCAAUGAUGUGAAAAAAGGGAACAUAAAAAUGUUACAAAGUAUUUAUGUGACUGAAUAAAUUAUUUUAAAACUGUA
Molecule: messenger RNA, 1100 nt
Organism: Gallus gallus (chicken)
Lineage: Eukaryota; Metazoa; Chordata; Aves; Galliformes; Phasianidae
Gene: EEF1E1
Product: eukaryotic translation elongation factor 1 epsilon 1
Exons: 4
Coding region: 34-579 (181 amino acids)
Biological process (GO): positive regulation of DNA damage response, signal transduction by p53 class mediator
Cellular component (GO): aminoacyl-tRNA synthetase multienzyme complex; cytoplasm; nucleus
Source: RefSeq, a predicted model, not a curated record